GGAGACUAGAUUCGUUCGAUGGUAUAGGUAUAUAUUGUUUUGAAGAGAAGUGAAGCUUCAAUGACGUAUCUCCCAAUUAUCUCAUGAUUACUGAAACUUCUCCCCUCGAAAUCCCGAAAUCUGUUCUCUCUCCCCCCCUUCACCCAGCGAGCGGCAUCUCAACGAGCGACGAGGGUGAUCCUAGCCUCCUCAUCAGAAUCCAGCAUCGUGCGUGAACAACGUGGUGUUGAGGCGUCUCUGCUAGCCAACCGUUCACUUUACACCGUCUCAACCUUCACUUGUUAGCGUCCUAGUACCCAAUCAUGCCAUCCAGCAUCUUCAUAAACCAGCUCUACAGGCCUCCUUCUUCCUCUUCUCCGGAGACACUUCCGAGCCCCAAUACCGGCGUGAGAGCGUUCCAUCAGUCGCUCCCAGGCUACAAACCGAGUCCCCUGGUCUCGGUGCCGGCGAUAGCGGCGCGGCAAGGGAUUAGAUGGUGUUUGGUUAAGGACGAGACAGAGCGGUUGGGGCUGCCGGCUUUUAAGAUCCUGGGUGCGUCGUGGGCUACGUAUCGGGCGCUGGGGGAGAGGCUUGGUUUAAGAGAAAAUGGGGAUGUUGUGUCUUUGCAGAGGUUGGCGGAAGCUGCAAAGGCGGAGGGUGUCGUGUUGUUUGCGGCUACGGAUGGGAAUCAUGGGCGCGCGGUGGCGAGGAUGGCGGGGUAUCUGGGGGUUGGGGCGAGGAUAUACGUACCGAGUUUGCUUGAUGAGGAGGCGAUUUCUAAGAUUAGAGGGGAAGGGGCGGAGGUUGUGGUUUAUGAUGGGGAUUAUGAUCAAACAGUUCUGGCUACCAAGGUAGCGGCUGAGAAUCAUGCUGAGGGGAAGGGAGUGUUGAUCAGUGAUACGGCGUUGACAGUUGACGAUGAGACCGCGAACUGGAUAGUCGAGGGGUAUCAGACUAUGUUUGACGAGAUGGAGGAACAGGUGCUGGAGAUUACUGGCACACGGACAAUUACGCAUGUUGUGACGCCGGUGGGAGUUGGAAGUUUGACUCAAGCUGUUGUUACGCAUUUUCAGAGGACCCCAAGGUCUCCGAAGCCGAUGGUCAUUGCAGUGGAGCCGAAGUCUGCUGCGUGCCUAAAGGCAAGCUUAGAGGCUGGUGAGAUGACUAGUGUUAAGACUGAGUAUACGAUAUGUACCGGCAUGUGCUGUGGGACACUAUCCGCUAUUGGGUGGCCGAUGUUGAAGAGUGGCAUCAGCGCUGCAGUGGCGGUUGAAGACUCUGAUGUCGAUACCGCUACCAAGAAUCUCCAGAGUUGCGGUAUUAAUGCAGGACCUUGUGGUGCUGCGAGUUUGGCGGCUUUGGAGUCUCUUUCAAGUGGCGAGGAGCUUGCUCUCGGCCCACAAUCGGUUGUAGUUCUCCUCUGUACAGAAGGAAGGAGAGGAUACGAGAUGAGAUCGAACUCGCAACCAGAACCGUAAAAAGAGAGGUGUGGUAUUUGAGGAUUAGUGGUCAGGCGUUAGAACAACGCUGGUGGGGGUAGAAAUGCAAUGGCAUGUUGCGGAUCAUCAGGUGAACUGCGGCUCUGGCCACAAUUAUUGUGAAGGAUGCUGCUC
Mollisia scopiformis is the source of this 1592-nucleotide messenger RNA. Its product is annotated as diaminopropionate ammonia-lyase family protein. Bases 303 to 1457 code for a protein of 384 amino acids. The record is from RefSeq and is a predicted model, not a curated record. Lineage: Eukaryota; Fungi; Ascomycota; Leotiomycetes; Helotiales; Mollisiaceae. The transcript has a single exon.